Messenger RNA from Penicillium taxi, 3132 nucleotides. Its product is annotated as putative cytoskeleton assembly control protein Sla2. Gene Ontology annotation, molecular function: clathrin-cargo adaptor activity; actin filament binding; clathrin light chain binding. Gene Ontology annotation, biological process: clathrin coat assembly; endocytosis; actin filament organization. Lineage: Eukaryota; Fungi; Ascomycota; Eurotiomycetes; Eurotiales; Aspergillaceae. The transcript has 12 exons. Gene Ontology annotation, cellular component: clathrin-coated vesicle; actin cortical patch. Bases 1 to 3132 code for a protein of 1043 amino acids. The record is from RefSeq and is a predicted model, not a curated record.
AUGUCUCGGACGGAGGCCGACUUGGCCAUUAAUAUCCGAAAGGCCACAAGUAUUGAGGAAACUGCGCCGAAACGAAAACAUGUUCGAAGUUGUAUUGUUUAUACGUGGGACCAUAAGUCGUCGUCGGCCUUUUGGGCGGGCAUGAAAGUUCAGCCCGUCCUUGCAGACGAGGUCCAGACGUUCAAGGCCCUCAUUACCAUCCACAAAGUUCUCCAAGAGGGUCACCCCGUGGUCGUGCGGGAGGCCCAGCAACACACCGACUGGAUCGAUAGCUUGAUGAGAGGAUUCGGUGGAGGCGAAGGUGUUCGAGGAUAUGCGACCCUUAUCUCCACAUACGUCUACUUCCUUGAGGCGAAGCUGGCCUUCCACCGCAAUCACCCUGAAUUCAAUGGAUUGUUUGAAUACGAGGAAUACAUCAGUUUGAAGACUAUCAAUGAUCCAAAUGAAGGCUAUGAGACUAUCAUGGAUCUUAUGGUCCUACAGGAUCAGAUCGAUGCUUUCCAGAAGCUUGUUUUCUCUCAUUUCCAAUCUGGAACUAACAACGAGUGCCGUAUCUCUGCGCUCGUUCCUCUGGUGCAGGAGAGUUAUGGAAUUUACAAGUUCAUCACCAGCAUGUUGCGAGCAAUGCACACAACAACCGGAGAUGACGAGGCCCUCGAGGGACUGCGUAACCGUUACGAUUCCCAGCACCACCGACUCGUUCGAUUCUACUACGAAUGUUCCAACUUGCGCUAUCUGACCAGUCUCAUCACUAUUCCCAAGCUGCCUCAGGAUCCGCCAAAUCUGCUCAGCGAAGAUGGUGACCGUCCAGCUCUACCGCGACGACCGGCUAACGAAGUUGAACGUCAGCCUUCACCUCCGCCCAAGGUCGCCGCCGAACCUGAGCCAAUCAACGAUUUCUGGACUAAUGAGGCCAAGAGACAGCAAGAAGAGUAUGACGCUGAGCAAGCCCGUCUGCAAGGCCUUUGGGAGGACCAGCAGCGACAGCAAAUGCUUGCGCAGCAGCAGGCUCAGCGUGACUUCGAGGAACAGCAGAGACAGCAGGCUGAACAACAAAGAUUGGCACAAGAGCAGCUUCUCCGCGACCAGUAUCAGACACAAACACAUGGUCGACUUGCAGAGUUGGAGCAAGAGAAUCUCAAUGCCCGUGCCCAGUACGAGCGUGAUCAAUUGAUGCUGCAACAGUAUGACCGCCGUGUCAAGGACCUGGAGGAGCAGAUGAACCAAUUGAAUUCGAAUAUUAACUUGCAGAAUGCCUCCAAGGACGACCAGAUCAGGGCUUUGCAGGAGCAGGUGAACACCUGGCGGACCAAGUACGAGGCCCUCGCCAAGCUUUACUCGCAGCUGCGACAAGAGCACUUGGAUCUCCUGCAAACCACCAAGAGCUUGAAGCUUAAGGCUGCUUCGGCACAGGAAGCCAUCGAACGGCGCGAGAAGUUGGAGCGUGAGCUCAAGACCAAGAAUCUAGAGUUGGCCGACAUGAUCCGCGAGCGAGAUCGUGCUCUGCAUGACAGAGAUCGCUUGACAGGUACCAACAAGGAUGAUAUUGAGAAGCUCAAGCGAGAGCUCCGCAUGGCUAUCGACCGGGCUGAGAAUGCCGAACGGUCGAAGGGCACAGAGAUUUCCUCCAUGCUUUCCAAAUACAAUCGCGAAAUGGCUGAUUUGGAAGAGGCUCUUAGAAAUAAAUCAAGAGCUCUUGAAGAUGUCUCCAGCCGCAAGUCCGAAUGGCAAGGCGAUCAUGAGCUCUCUCUUCGUGAGAAAGAUGAGGAGAUUGAAGUUUACAAGUCUGGCAUGGAGCAGGCUUUGAUGGAAUUGGAGGAGUUGAAGAUGCACCAAGGCGAUGCCGACAAUGAGUUGGACACCCAGAUUGAUAGUGUGCUUCACGGAACUGUGGCCAAGAUCAACGAUAUCAUUGACUCUGUGUUGCAGACUGGUGUGCAGCGUGUGGAUGAUGCCCUGUACGAGCUGGAUUCAUCCAUGCAAGCCGGAAACCAGAAUGCCUCACCGGCCUACGUGUUGUCGCAGAUCGAAAAGGCAUCCGCUUCAGCUACCGAGUUCUCCACAGCCUUUAAUAACUUCAUUGCCGACGGUCCCAGCAGCCCCCAUGCCGAGAUCAUUCGCACCGUUUCUGUCUUUUCAGGUUCAGUUGCGGAUACUUUGAGCAACACCAAGGGUCUUUCUCGUUUUGCCAACGAUGACAAGAGCUCCGAUCAACUGUUCAAUGCGGCUCGUAAAUCAGCCCAGGCGACCGUGCGUUUCUUCCGCGGUCUGCAAUCCUUCCGCCUCGAGGGCCUGGAGGCUCUCCAGAAGACAGAUGUGGUCAUCAACAACAACCUUGAAGUCCAGCGGGACCUGCAAGCACUGUCGAAGAUGGUUGAGUCCUUCACGCCGAAGAGCAGCCACAUCAACACCAAGGGUGACCUGGGUGAUCUUGUGGACCAAGAGUUGCUGAAGGCAGCUGAUGCCAUUGACGCUGCUGCUCAGCGCCUAGCCAAGCUGAAGAACAAGCCUCGUGACGGUUACUCGACCUAUGAGCUGCGCAUCAACGACAUCAUCCUGGCAGCAGCCAUUGCCGUUACCAACGCGAUUGCUGAGCUGAUCAAGGCAGCAACUGAUACCCAGCAAGAAAUUGUGCGCGAGGGUCGUGGCAGUUCAUCCCGGACAGCCUUUUACAAGAAGAACAACCGUUGGACGGAAGGAUUGAUUUCUGCCGCCAAAGCCGUGGCUUCUUCUACUAACACCCUGAUUGAGACUGCCGACGGUGUCAUUUCAGGCCGCAACUCUCCCGAGCAGCUCAUCGUUGCAUCCAACGAUGUUGCUGCUAGCACAGCACAGCUAGUGGCUGCCAGUCGUGUCAAGGCCACUUUCAUGAGCAAGUCCCAAGACCGCUUGGAAACUGCCAGCAAGGCCGUUGGUGCGGCCUGUCGGGCACUUGUGCGACAGGUCCAGGAUAUCAUCAAGGAGAAGAACCGCGACGACACCGAAGCAGAAGACUACGGCAAACUCAGCGGCCACGAGUUCAAAGUGCGGGAGAUGGAGCAACAGGUCGAAAUUCUCCAACUCGAGAACGGCCUCGCUCGUGCCCGCCAACGUCUCGGAGAGAUGCGCAAGAUAUCAUACCAGGAAGAGUAA